This is a messenger RNA of Penicillium vulpinum, 957 nucleotides long. Its product is annotated as GNAT family N-acetyltransferase. The transcript has a single exon. Bases 1 to 957 code for a protein of 318 amino acids. The record is from RefSeq and is a predicted model, not a curated record. Lineage: Eukaryota; Fungi; Ascomycota; Eurotiomycetes; Eurotiales; Aspergillaceae.
AUGCUCGUGGUACACACUAGCACUUCCAGCCUCUGUACAGAGCACCGGAAACCAGCAGCACCACCAACUUCACCUGCUGUGACAAGACCACUUUUCAACAAGCUCGAUACCAUUCGCCAGAUUGAAGAGGCUCACAUCCUCCAUUUGUCUCGCCAAGUGGAAGUUGGCAAGACAUUAUUUCCUGACGAAAAGAUCAGUCUACACUCCGUCGCAGGUGGUGGUGUGGCUGCUCUCACUACACCUGAUCUCGGCCAGCAAUUAAACCGCACACUUGGCCUUGGCAUGAAAGGACAAGUCACCGAGGAUGAUCUUUCUGAUAUCGAGGAUCUCCAUGCUAGGGCGAAUCUGACCCCUUCUAUUUUGCUCUGCCCCUACGCCGACCAAAGCGUGCUUGAAGCCCUCGCCACACGAGGCUAUGUGGUUGACGGAUUCCUCAAUAUCUAUGCUCGGUCUCUACAAGGAAUCCAUGUUGAUUUUGACCCAAACGUGGAUUUACCGGCUGAGUUUCCGUUCGGAUCCAACAUGCUUGUCUGCCGAGCCCCGGCCAAUGAUACCGCGGUGGGGACAUUUGUCCGCGCCUCGGUUGCUGGAUUCAAAGGCGACGGCCGCUCAGAUGAGGUCUUACGGAGUUUAGCAGAGACAGCAACGUUGAGAACCGAUACCAAUUUGUAUUUUGGCAAGAUUGACGGGAGAGUCGCCGGGUGUGGGGCUAUGGCGUUGAUGGAGACAAAAUACGGCCGUGUCGCACAUCUCUACAUUGAUAGUACGACGCCACAUUUCCGCGGCCGUGGAGUUCAACAAGCAUUAAUCCGGGCUCGGCUCAUCGAUGCCAAACGCCUAGGAUAUGACUUUGCUACAAUUCAUGCUAAGCCGGGGAUUGGAACAGGCCGAAAUGCAGAGAAAGAAGGGUUUGGACUUGCCUUUACCAAGCCGAUCCUCACCAAGCGAUCGACUUGA